Heteronotia binoei (common prickly gecko) is the source of this 4518-nucleotide messenger RNA. It is a transcript of the gene ALG13, whose product is annotated as ALG13 UDP-N-acetylglucosaminyltransferase subunit. The transcript is spliced from 32 exons. The record is from RefSeq and is a predicted model, not a curated record. Gene Ontology annotation, molecular function: hexosyltransferase activity. Gene Ontology annotation, biological process: dolichol-linked oligosaccharide biosynthetic process. NCBI's taxonomy places the organism in Eukaryota, Metazoa, Chordata, Lepidosauria, Squamata, Gekkonidae. The coding region runs from base 60 to 3845 and encodes 1261 amino acids.
GCUGCUUCUUCCUCCGAGCCGCCAGGUGUCGCUCGCGGCCCGCAGCGCCGCCCGCCGCCAUGAAGACGGCCUUCGUCACGGUGGGCACCACCAGCUUCGACGCUCUCGUCGCCGCCGUGACGGCCCCGGAGGCUCUGCAGGUUUUACAGGAUCUUGGCUACAGCCGACUAGUCCUUCAGAUUGGCCGGGGCGCAGUGGUUCCAGAUUUGGUCAGGGAACCUGCAUUUACCCAGGAAGUAUAUAGGUACAAGAACUCGCUGGUGAAAGAUAUUCAGGAAGCAGAUCUUGUCAUAAGUCAUGCAGGUGCAGGUAGCUGCCUGGAGGUGUUGGAAGCAGGGAAGCCAUUGCUGGUGGUUGUAAAUGACAACCUGAUGAACAAUCAUCAGCUGGAGCUGGCAAGACAGCUGCACAGGGAUGGACAUCUCUUUUACUGCACGUGCAGAACUCUCAUCCAGACUCUGCAGUCAAUGGACUUGUCAACUCUGAAGCCUUUCCCACCUGGGCAACCCGAAAAAUUUGCUGCCUUCUUGGACAAAGUCGUUGGGAUUAUUGUCCAGGAGACCUUCGGCCACCUGGUGGCAAAGCUGGCCGUCUCCCUGGCCGACCCAGAGGCUGGCAUCCGGGAGAAGGCCCGGGAGACCCUGGGCCAGCUCUCGCCAUGCUCCUCGUCCAGCGGGGGCCCCAAAGACCAGGUGCCCUUCCUGAGGGCAGUGUGCGGAGCCUGCAGGGCCCAGGGGAGGGGAAGGAAGAUGGUGCUGCCCUUCCUCAAGGAGGCUGUGGCAGAGGAGAUCAAGGACAUCAUGCUGGAUCCUUCUUUGGCGUCGAGGCCAAAUUCCUCCUGGCCAUGUGGGCCCAAAUUCCAGCCUCCCCGGAGCCCAGAACUGCAGAUGUCCAUCGUGGCCUGGGCCCUGGGGCUGGUCCUCAGUGGUACCCCAGGCCAUGAAACCACUGACAGCCAGCUCGGCCCGCGCCUGCGCGCUGCGGCCCCUCUCCAGGCGGAGGCUCGCGCGCCCAGGUGUGAAGCGCUCGAGGCGCAGCCGGGCUGCCUCCUGCUGCUGCUGCUGCUGCUGCUGGGCGUCGUCGCCGAGCCGAAGGGAAGCCGAGCGGGGGGUUGGGGGGCCGCUUUCCCUUCUCUCUCCCCCACGAUGCAGAAAGGCUGGAAGAAGUACUUCGGGCAGAAGUCCCUGAGCGAGGUGACCAUGGACGAGUACCUGGGCAGCCUGGGGCUCUAUCGCAAGCUCACGGCCAAAGACGCCUCGUGCCUCUUUCGCGCCGUUUCCGAGCAGGUAUAUGCUUGCCAGAUUCAUCAUAUGGCCGUCAGGCAAGCUUGUGUUUCAUUCCUGCGGAAAAACCAAUCUAACUUUGAAUCUUAUGUGGAAGGGUCCUUUGAAAAAUACCUGGAACGGCUUGGAGACCCCAAGGAAAGUGCUGGACUUCCUGAAAUCAGAGCCUUCUCGCUGAUCUAUAAUCGAGACUUCAUUCUCUAUCGACACCCCGGAAAGCCACCUUCCUAUGCUACAGACAACGGUUUUGAAGAUAAGAUUCUGCUGUGUUGUUCUAGUAACGGCCAUUAUGAUUCCGUGUACACCAAACAGUUUCAGGCAAAUGCUGCAAUUUGCCAGGCGGUGCUGUACGAGAUCCUGUACAAAAACGUGUUCCAUGUGCCUGAAGAGGAGCUGAGGACUGCAGUUGAGAUGUUUCGAAGCGGAGCCAAGAAAAACAGAAAUAGUACAUCUGUUGGAAGCGAAGAUGCCAAUUUUGACUGCCUUCUGGAGAGAUCAAACAAGAAUUUUUCAGAAAAGAGGGUGGAAGACUGGGAAAACUAUGAAUUGGUUACCCUGCCGGCAGAAAAAUGCAAGCAAGGUGCUGAAGAAGCGAAGCCUUCUGAAAACCCAAAGAUGCCCUUUCCUUACAAGGUGCUGAAAGCCCUGGACCCUGAGAUCUACCGGAACAUAGAAUUUGAUGUGUGGUUAGACAGCAGAAAAGAACUGCAAAAAACAGAUUAUUUGGUGUUCGCUGGAAGACAGUAUUACUUAGGCGACAAGUGUCAGGUACGCCUAGAGACUGGGGGGAAAUAUUACAAUGCCCACAUACAGGAUGUUGGGCAGGAUACUAUGGUAACGGUCUUCAUCGAGGAGCUGGCAGAGAAGCAUGUUGUUCCGUUGGUGAAUUUGAAGCCUGUGACGCAAGUCACCCCAGUGCCUGCUUGGAAUGUGGUUCCUAGUCGGAAAGGAGGAAACUAUCAGAAAAUAUCAGAUAUGGAUAUAAAAUCACGGAAGAAGCUGUUUAAAAAAGUCCGUGGGAAAGAAGUCUACAUGACGGUGGCGUACAGCAGGGGUCAGCCCGUCCUUCCUCCCCGCCUACAUCACGGCAUUCCAGCAGGACGAUCGACUCCAAUUCAUUGCUCUCAAAAUGGAGGGCAUAUGGCUCCUUACGAACAUUACCACCCUCAGAAUCCCCAGAGGUCUGGCAGGGGGUACGGAAUGCCCAGGUGGGGAGCAGACCGGUUUAUAAACAGAAGCAACAUGGUCGGGCCAGAAAUGGCAUAUGCCAAUCCAGGCAAGAGAUACUAUCACAGCUACGAUAAUUUCUCUUACAGAUCUCGGUCAUACAGCCGCAGUCGCCGGCAGAUGCAGUGUGUAAACAAAGAAUGCCAGUACGGGUUUGCGGCUGAGAAUGGUGAGGAACCUCAAGGCUUGGAAGAAACCAUCACCUUCUAUGAAAUUGAAGAAGGAGAUGACACGACUUUUCCCGUUCCACCUAAUCAGGGCAACCCGCCUCCAAUAGUUUCUGAUCCUGCUGGAUUCUGGGUAGCCAGAAGGGGUCCAACUCCCAUCCCGUCUAACAAGCCGGCUCUGAAUUCCUCUGAGGAAGAAGUGGAUGAGCCCAGCGACAAUGGGGAAUAUCACGAGGAGUACUUGUAUAGCCCCCCAGAUCCGGACUGUGAUACCCCAACUGUAUUUACUACAGCUGAAGCUGUAACAAACUUGGAUGGGGGAACAGGUUCUGUCUCUUCUCAAGAAGGAGUUGCUUCGUACAGUUACUCCCAGAAGGUCAUGCUGAAUUCUGCCGUCAUCUCAAACUCUUCUUGUGACAACCAGGCUCCAAGCGCUGCCUUUCCUUCCAGCCUGCCCGCUACCUCUCAAGUCAGUGGGGCCGCCUCUCCCCCCCAGAAUGGAGUGCAGCCCAUCUUGGUGUCCCCUUCGACCAUGGGAAGACCAGUUGUGAUCCCUUCAGUACCGUACCCGUAUCAGUCGGCUCCCCUUCCUCCUGGCAGCGAUGUGGGGGACAGCGGAGGUGUUACUCCUCCUUAUUCCUGCGAUCCUAGUGGGGGUGACCUUCCUAGAGAUCCAAAGAUUGUGCAGUAUUAUUUCAAUUUGGGUUUGCAGUAUUACCACCAGACCUGUUGGAACCCAAUGAUGUAUGUGCAGCCAGUGCCACCGUCCCCACACAUGGAGGCUUACCAGGCAUACACAGAGCCUGUCCCUGUCAUGGAUCAUUCGAUGGCACCAGCGUACCCUGAAACCGGGAGGAACGACGUGCGCCAGAUGCCCACGGAUGCCUCGGCAAAUGGUACGUUAUCCAUUGGAGACCCACCUCCUCCCCACGGUACAGUUUAUUAUCCGGUGGUAACAGAUGCCUACAGCCAGCCGCCUCCACCUGGUUUUGACACGUGUGUCCCCUUGGCUCCUGCCUACCACUACGUUAGCCCCUGGUAUCCGGUAAAUCUGCCCUACGGAAAUUCUUCACGAAUCCACAAUGCUGCGAAUCCAGCCCAUUUCCAUCAAGUCAGCUACAUUACCUCGUCAAGUCCUGCACCGCAUUAUGUAGCUCAAAGUAUGUAGAACAGAGAGAAUUGAAUCACUGAAGAAUUCCUGGUUUAUCUGUUUGUUUCCCCCCACCUUAAUUAUUUCCUUCACAAGAUGCUUUGGUUUGUUUUUCCACUUUUUUUGAAACAUAAAUGUUGAUUUGUAAGUGGCGGGGGUGUGCGUUUAAUAUUUUACUAGCAUGUAUGUAGGACACUGUGUGACAUUCAGGUUAUAUGUGUGAUAGCUAAUUGCUGCUGAAGCAGAACCACUUUUGUGGUUUUCCCAAGAGUCAGAUAUCAAAAGGGUUGCAUGGCAUGUUGUCUUAAUCCAAAAUAUUUUGAGAUUAUGCAAAACUGAUUGCUUUUUGCAUUCGGGCAGUUUAAUUAUAAUUCUGGUACGUCUCUCCCUCUGCCCCUUUCAGUGAGAAAACAGAAGAUUCUUGGGGUUCUGAGGACAGUAAUUUCUGUAUUCUCCCAGCACUUUCUAAACUUUCCAGGUGUAAGCCACCUAGCAUAUGACUCUGUAGAACAUUCUCUUGUUUUAGUGUGGCCUUUUUUUGAAGUGGGGGGGGGAUGUCUUUGGCUGCUAAAGUCUGUCAUCUGUGUGACAUUCAAUUUAUAAAAGACACUUUUGCACUGAUGGUUUCUAUGGAACGGUUGGGGUUUAACUGGACACAAACUGCACUCAAUAAAAACAAAUUGACACCUUA